CUUUUGGCACAACAAGCAAACAUGGCAGGUCCUAACGUACCGAUUUUGAUAAAUUGUGGAAAAACGAUGGUUUUGCGUAGUUUGGGCUCGAUUUUACUAAAUUCCCAAUCUACAGUAAUAACAAGAUUUCGUGGGUUUAGUACAGCAAGCGCGGAAUUAGAACAAGAAAGAGAUCCAUCGCCGUUCUUUUUCAACAAAGAAGUGCAAGAGCUGUUGAAAUCAAUGACGGGCCGUGACUAUCAGAAGAUUUUUCGAAGGCGGAAAGACAGUCGUAGACUAUCAACUCCGGAAUACAAAUUCAUGACAGAAAAGCAAUUAAACGAAGCAAUGCUUGAAGCCGAGCAUGAAGCUGAGCGUCUGUUACAAAUGCCUCCAGUCAUAAAGAAAAGAUCCGAUAUCACCACAGUUCUUUCCAAAGAUCCAGCAUUGCAAGGUUACAGAAAAUCGAAAUUUGUGUUCACUGACAUUACUUUCGGUGUUGAAAAUCAGGACAGGCUCAUCGUCGUCAGAGAAACUGACGGUACCCUCAGACACGCCAAUUGGGAUGAGAGACACAGAAUGAACCAGAUUUACUUCCCUGUAGAUGGAAGAGAUAUGACCAUGCCAAAAAUGUUUGAAAAAGAACAUUUAGAGGAGGUGCUUAAGCGAAAGGACUAUGUCUUUAUUUUGGAUCGAGCUUGCAUUCAAAUGGAUCCUGACGAUCCAGCGUAUCAGGAAGUGACACAAACGACUUACAAUUGCAUUGACAAAGACGGAGAGUGGGACGUUUUAAAAUCCACCAGACAUUUUGGACCAAUGAUAUUUCACUUGGCCUGGAAUAAGAACAUUGCGAACUUGUUUCUUCACAAUAUCAAAAACGAAAAUUUGAAAGAUAAUGUUGCGUUAAUUCAUCUUUAUCAGAAACUCCAUCCUGAUAAUAAGUAUAAUAGUCUCAAGUAUCAACACGAUGAUAUUAAAUUCGUGGAAGAUUUCAUCGAUAUAGAGUUCCCAAAAUCAAAAAUAUUCCCGGCUUUCCGAGCCUACAAAGAACUUUUAGAAGAGAGAAAGAAGUUAGAAAAGAAUAUUAAAAAGGCUCAUGGAUAUGAUGAUGAGAACGUUGUUUUAUAGUGAGAGUAAAAUUUAAUACGGAAGGGAUGCUAUGUAGAUACUAUAAGGUACGCUGUGGCGCAGGGAUCUCCAAAGGUAAAUCCUAUAUUCACUAGCGAUCCCAGGCCAAUAGGUCGGAUCUAUUCAGUUUUGACCCAGAACUGCCAAAACCCUUUACUGGAUUUGAGCCGCUGGGAACCCUUAAACUCGAGAUCCGUGUUUCUUUUCGAAACUUUACGCUAAAAUUGAGAAUUA
Messenger RNA from Belonocnema kinseyi, 1341 nucleotides. It is a transcript of the gene mRpS22, whose product is annotated as 28S ribosomal protein S22, mitochondrial. The record is from RefSeq and is a predicted model, not a curated record. Gene Ontology annotation, molecular function: structural constituent of ribosome. The coding region runs from base 22 to 1107 and encodes 361 amino acids. Gene Ontology annotation, cellular component: mitochondrial small ribosomal subunit. Lineage: Eukaryota; Metazoa; Arthropoda; Insecta; Hymenoptera; Cynipidae. The transcript has 4 exons.